AACCAAGGCGCUCGACAACAAGUACCCGAACUUUGGUCCUUGAGCUGCAGUGGUAGUAGGUUACUGGUGGUCAAGAGCAGUCAGGUUAUAGUUCCCUCCCUGUCACUGGAGAUUCGUCUUUAGUCUGUUUGAUUAGACCAGAGAGAUCAGAAACCAUGGCCAAGUUCUCCUUCCACGGACUGAUGGCGCCGACUUUCGCUCCCUUUCACAGUGAUGGAUCGCUGAACCUCGACGUCAUCCCGGCCUACGCGAAGCACCUGCGGAAUACGGGCGUCACUGGGGUUUGGGUGAACGGGACAGCAGGCGAGGGGAUGUCCAUGACCGUGGCUGAGAGGAAGAAGCUAGCCGAAGCCUGGAUGGCCUGCAAGAAGGACGUGGGCACCGUGAUUAUCCAGUGUGGGGCAGGGUGUCUACUGGAUACUCAGGAGCUGGCCAGGCACGCCGAGUCCUUAGGGGCGUGUGGAAUAGCGGUCUUCCCCUGCAUCUUCGACAAGCCCCGGAGCGCCGAUGAGCUCGUCGACUACAUGGCGGAGGUGGCAAAGGCGUGUCCCGGCUCCCCGCUCUUCUAUUACCACAUCCCCAUGAAGACUCAGGUUAAUUUGUCCAUGAGCGAGUUCCUGCAGAAGGGCGUGGAGCGAAUCCCAACCUUGGCUGGCCUCAAGUUCACCGACGGAGACGUGUCUGGCGAAGGGAAGAAGUGUCUGGAGGUGGCUGGUCGUUCGCUCACCAUCUUCAACGGCUUUGACGAGCGCCUCCAGGAAGCCGUCAGUCAAGGCUUCAGCUGCGGCGUGAACGUGUGCUACAACUUCUGCGCGCAUCAUGCAGCUGAUAUUUUAUCCCUCAUGAAAGCAGGCAAAGUCGAGGAAGCCAAGGAAGCUCAGAAGGCCAUUGUCGACCUCCUGGGGGUCAUCUUCAAGCCGACUGGUGGAUUUUCGGUGGCAGGAGUGAAGGCCGCCAUGACAAUCCUGACAGGCCUCGAUGUCGGUCCUUCUCGUCUCCCUGUCAAGCCCCUCACGCCAGCCAUGCAGGAGGCUCUGAGGGCUGACCUUGCCGCCCGUGGGAUGAUGAAAUAAUGGGGGGAAAAGGAGAUGGUGGUCUGUUGUUGAUGGUGGGUCAUGGUUACAGGGAGGUUGGAGUAUCUCUGGAGGAUUGGAUGGUAUGGGUUGAUGGGUAUGUGUUAUCUGAAUGGCGUUUGGGUAUUUGGAUUUAGAUAUAGAAUCGCAUAUCAAAUGCCCAUAUCAUCGUCAUUGAGAGACAUGUGAAUGUACUUACGCAAUUGGGUUGUUAAAGAGCCGUUAUUUUUCCAGCAUGCAAAUGUUUCAUAAAUAAAAAUGCAAACAUAUG
Penaeus monodon (black tiger shrimp) is the source of this 1344-nucleotide messenger RNA. RefSeq names its product N-acetylneuraminate lyase-like. Gene Ontology annotation, molecular function: N-acetylneuraminate lyase activity; 4-hydroxy-tetrahydrodipicolinate synthase activity. Bases 156 to 1073 code for a protein of 305 amino acids. NCBI's taxonomy places the organism in Eukaryota, Metazoa, Arthropoda, Malacostraca, Decapoda, Penaeidae. The transcript has 9 exons. Gene Ontology annotation, biological process: N-acetylneuraminate catabolic process. The record is from RefSeq and is a predicted model, not a curated record.